Ostertagia ostertagi is the source of this 714-nucleotide messenger RNA. The record is from the annotation of a GenBank genome assembly. Lineage: Eukaryota; Metazoa; Nematoda; Chromadorea; Rhabditida; Trichostrongylidae.
AUGAAGGCCGACUGCACAGAACGGGUGCAACCGGGUACAACGGGACACCGUAUCCUGGAUACGGUGUACCGCAAGGUCUCCGCACCUCCCCCUCCGCCACCCGUAGGAACCGACCGUCGCGAACCUCCUCUUCCUCUCCCGGAUACCUUCCGGACAAACCAUCAGACAAUCACUCUUACAGCCGACCAACGUGCCGCGUUUGCACUCGCAAUGGCAGCUCAUCCCAUUUCCAGUAUCAACGCCGCCUUUGGCACCGGGAAAACACUUUUGGCUGCUAUCAUUGCUGCUCAUUAUGAUUUCCUCGAGGUGCGCCUUCUGAGAUACAUUUCAGAGACGGCGUUCCUCGAUGACGCCCCGGCUACCCCCGCGGACAUCCAUGAGAUACUCAAAUCCCUGGGUAGCCAAUUCGAUUCGGCAUUAGCUUCAUCAGAACGCAUGCUGUGCUCGCGUUUCAGCAGAGGCCGCACCCUGUAUGAGCAAUACGCUAGGAAUCCCGAGCGGUCGAUGCACAUGUCUGAAAAAGAGAUCGAGGAGUACAUCCUCGCAGAAAGGAAGUCUCAGAAUAUUUUGGAACUGACAACAAGGAAACCAGUAAUGGAAAUGGAACGGGCUGCUCAGAGAGUGGAGUCUAUAGCCGAGAUGAGCGAGACACCGUCGCCUUCCGUGCACGAAGAUAGCAGAAUUAAGGAGAAAAUGAGGCCCGAUCCACAAUAG